Molecule: messenger RNA, 950 nt
Organism: Aaosphaeria arxii CBS 175.79
Lineage: Eukaryota; Fungi; Ascomycota; Dothideomycetes; Pleosporales
Product: Spc24-domain-containing protein
Exons: 3
Coding region: 139-732 (197 amino acids)
Source: RefSeq, a predicted model, not a curated record
CAACACCAACGGACACUGACAUUCAACUCAACUACACGACCCCCCCUCUCCCGGCACGCACAGUAUUGAAGUGACUGUUUGAUCUCUAUACAACAAAUUUGGACAAUCAGAUAUAUACAACAGUCCGAGAUUUCCACCAUGCUACUCGACGAGGACCCCGCUGCGCUCAUCUCACAAUGCACGAAGAACUUCAAAUACGAUAAAGACCGUGACUGCCUGUUACGGAUAUCUGACUCCCUUUCCACUCUAUCGCAGUUCCGGCACCAGCACCUCUCAUCACUGCAAUCUACCCUCACCAAACUCAACCGCACGCACCAAACACUUUCAUCGCAACACAACCACACGCUAUCCCAACACAAUCCCACCACACAUGCGAGCGAGAUCCUGCGUUUAGACACAGAGAAGUUCAAGAUUGCGAAGCAGGCCAGCGAUCUGGAGAUCGAGGGCGAACGCCUUCAGAGCGAAUUGGAACGACUAGGUGGUAUUCUAGGUGAUCUGGAGGAGGAGGGAAUCGAAGGAGGCGAGAGAGAAAAGCCUGCCAACGAGGACGCUACUGUGUUGAAGCUCAAGGUGUACCGCUCUCUUGGAAUCGACGUAGAGGCUGAUCCUACUUCGGGCAUCUACAACAAAGCCGUCAUCCGGAACACGGCUAAGGGCGAUGUUCACGUCGUAACGAUCGAUCCCAAAUUUUCGCGAAAUUUCUACACAAAUUACUUCUGGCGGACCAUGUAGAUUAUGCUUUGGGUGGGUCUUUGGCGUAUUAGGAGUCACAGUUCAGUGAGACUGUCAGAUGUUCAUGUAUACAUGUUUUUUUAUGAAUGAUACCUUAACUGUUGCUUUCUACCCUUAGGCGUCUUGGGCUAAAAGGCAUAGGUUGUUUGGAGGUCAACGGUGUGGUAUUAGCCCUUAUAGUAGUUACAGAGUGAACGCAGACUUCUUUUGUCCUGAUC